CCGGAGCGUUGUGCUGAACAUCCGGGCAACAGUGUGGUGGUGUAGUGGGGAAGAUGGCGGCGCUGAUCCUCCCUACUGAUUGGAUCAAAAAUUGGGAAAAAUCCGGAAAAAAUGAGUUCCUGCAGCUGUGUCGGGACCUGGCAGGCAAAGCCGAUGAUGAAGUGUUCCUUAAAGAUCUCCAGAUGGCCCUGUACGAGCUCUGCUGGCACGUCAUCCACGGCGGUCUGAAGGUUGACGUGGCUGCCAGCCUUCUGGCUGAUGUUACGGAGCUGAGGGAAGAAAUGCCUUCUGUUUUAGCUGAUGUUUUCUGUGUAUUAGAUAUCGAGACCGGAUGUUUGGAGGAGAAACACAAGCGAGACCAUUUUACUCAGCUGGUGGGAGCGUGUUUGUGUUGCGUUUCUGACGCCGUCCUGAAAGAGAGGCUCGACCCCGACACGCUCGAGUCCCUCGGCUUGAUCAAACAGGCACAGCAGUUCAACCAGAAGAUUGUCAAAAUCAAGACCAAGCUGUUUUACAAACAGCAGAAGUUCAACUUGUUGCGCGAGGAGAACGAAGGCUACGCCAAGCUAGUGACAGAGCUGGGCCAAGAUCUCUCAGGAAACGUCACCAGCCAUCUCGUUCUGGAGAGCAUCAAGUCUCUAAUAGGAUGUUUCAACUUGGACCCGAACCGCGUGUUAGAUAUCAUUCUGGAAGUGUACGAGUGCCGUUCGGACCAGGACGAGUUCUUCAUCCCUCUGAUCAAGUCCUACAUGUGUGAGCACCAGACCCUGUGCCACAUCCUCGGCUUCAAGUUCAAAUUCCAUCAGGAACCAAACGGAGAAACACCAUCGUCUCUGUACCACGUCGCCGCUGCUCUUCUCCAGCACAAUCUAAUCGCCCUGGAGGAUCUCUACGUACAUCUGAUCCCUCUGGACUCCAGCAUCGUGGAGGAGCACAAAAGGGAGAUCCUGGAGGCCAAGCAGAUCGCCCGCAAGCUCACCAUGGUGGUGGUGCCGUCGGAGAAGAGCGACGACAAAGAAAAGGAGAAAGACAAAGAAGAGGAAAAGAAUGAAAAGCCUCCCAAUAACCAGAAACUGGGCUUGCUCGAGGCGCUGCUGCAGAUUGGAGACUGGCAGCAUGCACAGAGCAUCAUGGAGCAGAUGCCACCCUUCUACGCCACCUCGCAUAAAUCCAUAGCUGUAGCACUGUGCCAACUGCUGCACCUCAUCGUGGAGCCUCUGUACCGCAGAGCCGGGGUCCCUAAAGGCGCUAAAGGUGGCGUGUUGAAGCUGCUAAGGAACAGGCAAGCUCCUUCUCCCGUCGAGAGUUUCGAGGAUCUCUCCAAGGACGUGUUCACCAUGCUGGGCUACCUGGGCCCACACCUCUCCCAUGACCCCAUCCUGUUCGCCAAGAUCGUGCGUCUGGGCAAGAGCUUCAUGAAAGAGUACCAAAGUGAAAGCAAGCAAGAUGCCAAGGAGAAAAUGGACACACUACUCAGCUGUUUCCUCAGCAUUGCUGACCAGGUGCUGCUGCCUUCACUCACUCUCAUGGACUGCAACGCCUGCAUGUCAGAGGAGCUCUGGGGUUUCUUUAAGCUCUUCCCUUACCAGCACAGGUAUCGGCUUUACGGGCAGUGGAAAAACGAGACGUACAGCAGCCACCCUCUGUUGGUGAAGGUGAAGGCCCAGACAGUGGACCGAGCCAAGUACAUCAUGAAGCGAUUGACCAAGGAAAACGUGAAGCCAUCGGGGAGGCAGAUUGGCAAGCUGAGCCACAGUAACCCCACCAUUCUCUUCGAUUACAUUCUCUCUCAGAUCCAGUGGUAUGACAACCUCAUCACCCCUGUGGUGGACUCUCUGAAAUACCUCACCUCUCUCAACUAUGAUGUACUAGCUUAUUGCAUUAUUGAAGCUUUAGCGAACCCGGAGAAAGAGAAGAUGAAGCAUGACGACACUACCAUUUCAUCUUGGCUUCAAAGUCUGGCCAGUCUUUGUGGAGCAGUUUUCCGGAAGUACCCUAUCGAAUUGGGUGGCUUGCUGCAGUAUGUGACCAAUCAGCUGAAAGCAGGAAAGAGCUUUGACCUGUUGAUCCUGAAGGAGGUGGUGCAAAAGAUGGCCGGGAUCGAGAUCACAGACGAAAUGACAGCAGAGCAGCUGGAGGCCAUGACCGGAGGAGAGCAGCUUAAAGCAGAGGGAGGAUACUUUGGCCAGAUCAGGAAUACAAAGAAGUCGUCUCAGCGCCUGAAGGACGCUCUGCUGGAUCACGAGUUGGCUCUUCCUCUCUGCCUGCUGAUGGCUCAGCAGAGGAACGGCGUGGUUUUCUCCGAGGGAGGGGAGAAACACCUCAAACUAGUGGGCAAACUGUAUGAUCAGUGUCACGAUACACUGGUGCAGUUUGGCGGCUUUUUAGCAUCCAACCUGAGCACCGAGGAUUACAUCAAGAGAGUUCCUUCCAUAGACGUGCUUUGUAACCAGUUCCACACUCCCCAUGAUGCUGCUUUCUUCUUAUCCCGCCCGAUGUACGCCCAUCAGAUUAUGGCCAAGUACGACGAGCUGAAGAAGGCCGAGAAGGGAAACCGGCAGCAGCAGAAGGUCCACAAGUACAUAGCGGCAUGCGAGCAGGUGAUGGCGCCUGUGCACGAAGCGGUCAUCUCGCUCCACCUGCCCCGAGUGUGGGACGACCUGCGUCCGCAGUUCUACGCCACCUUUUGGUCACUCACCAUGUAUGACCUGUCUGUUCCUCAUAGCGCCUACGACCGUGAGGUCAACAAGCUCAAGAUGCAGAUGAAAGCCAUUGAAGAGAAUCCAGAGAUGCCGCUGAACAAAAAGAAGAAGGAGAAGGAGCGGUGCACUGCGCUGCAGGACAAGCUACUAGAGGAGGAGAAGAAGCAGCUGGAGCAUGUGCAGAGGGUCCUGCAUCGCCUCAAACUGGAGAAGGACAACUGGUUACUCACCAAAUCCACCAAGAACGAGACCAUCACUAAAUUUCUUCAGCUGUGCGUGUUCCCACGCUGCGUGUUUUCAGCCAUCGACGCCGUCUACUGCGCCCGUUUCGUCGAGCUCGUGCACCAACAGAAAACCCAGAACUUCUGCACACUGCUUUGUUACGAUCGCGUGUUCUCUGAUAUCAUCUACACCGUGGCGAGCUGUACUGAGAACGAGUCUCGGCGUUAUGGCCGUUUCCUGUGCUGCAUGCUGGAGACAGUGACGCGAUGGCACAGCGAUAAAGCCAUCUAUGAGAAGGAGUGCGGCAAUUACCCAGGGUUCCUAACCAUUUUCCGAGCCAGCGGCUUUGACGGAGGAAAUAAGGCAGACCAACUCGACUAUGAGAACUUCAGACACGUCGUUCACAAAUGGCAUUACAAGCUGACUAAAGCUUCGGUGCACUGUCUGGAGACGGGCGAGUACACCCACAUUCGCAACAUCCUCAUCGUGCUGACCAAGAUCCUGCCGUUCUACCCAAAAGUGCUGAACCUGGGCCAGGCGCUCGAGUGCCGAGUGCACAAGAUCUGCCAGGAGGAGAAGGAGAAGAGGCCUGACCUCUAUGCUUUAGCUAUGGGCUACUCUGGCCAGUUGAAAAGCAGGAAAGCUCACAUGGUGCCUGAGAACGAGUUCCACUACAAGGAGCCUGCGAGCACCGCCAACCCUGGCGCCCUGCAGAACGGCCCAGGCAGCUCCGGCAAGCCUGGCACUGCCACCCCUGCCUCUGCCAACACUGCAAAAAACGAGGAGGGUGCUGCCGAGGACACGGACAAAUCUAAGGACAAAUGUCAGGUGGCUCAGAAAACGGCCAGCAAGAACCCAACCACGGCGAAUAAAGUGAGCAGCAGCAACGGCAGCAGCACACCUAACAGCAUCAAAGGGAGCAAAGAGAAGGAGGACAAGGAGAAGAGUGUGAAGGAGAAAAAGGAGAAGAAGGAGAAGACCGCUGCCAGCACUCCAGAGGCCAAGGCAGGAGGGAAGGAGAAGCAGAAGGAGGAGAAAGCGGGUGACGCCAAGGACAAGGUGCCCAAGGCUGAGAAGGACAAGAGGAAGGAUGACAAGAAGGACGAGAAGAGCAAGAGCGACGCCAAGGCUGCAGACAAAGAGUCAUCCAAGGAGCGAGAUGUGGCCAAAGAGGGCAAGCUAAAGGAAAGCAGCAAGGGCGAGAAAAAUACUGGGUCCCUUAAGUCCCCUGUUCCCAGAUCAGAAGGAAUCGAGUCUGAACGGGAACAAAAAAGACGAAAGCUCGACACACACUCUUCGCCCUCACACUCCUCUGCAGUUAAGGACAAUCUCAAUGACUUCAAGGACUCAGCCACCAAGCAGCAUCACACCAACAACAGCACCGGCCUGACCAAGAGCGAAGCUGAGAAGAAAGAGUCCGACAAGUCCAGGGACCGCUCCAAAGAGAGGGACAAGAAGGAGGAGAGGAAGGACCGCAAACGAGACUACUCCAACAGCGACCGUGAGAUGAGCCAGGAAGCCAAGCGCCGCAAAGACGAGAACGGAACAAGCUCCUCAAAGCACAGUAAGAGCGCCAGUCCGCCUGAUUCGCCCCGCUCCAACGACAAGGACAACAGCAAACGCUCCAAAUCCACCAGCAAAGACAAGAGCGACCUAGCCAAAUCCGACAAGACCUCCGGAGGCAAAAAGGAAUCCAGGCACGACAAAGAGAAAUCUGAAAAAAAGCGAGACAGCACCGGUGCGAAAGAAGACAAGAAACACCAUAAAUCAUCUGAAAAGCACAGAUAAUGUAACCUGACAUGGACAAGAGUUCCACACUGCCUCUGGAAGCAAAAUCAGCACACACACACUGCGGGUCUGGAGCCUCAUGGAAUAGGUUUCCUUGGCCGAGUAGCUGCACAAACGCCUGCAGCCACUAUGCACGAUGCCAGGCUUCGGAUGGAAUGGUUUAAAGCACACCACCACUGGAUUCUGGAGCAGUGGCAUGUUUCAUGCUUUACUAGCCACAAAGCUAGGUUUUGGCGGAUGGCAAGAGAACACUAUGUACUGGAAUGCAUAGUGGCAUUCCAGGGAAUUAAGGUUUGUUUCUCUGGGUUUGUUUCCUUAGUUCCAGUAGAGAGUAAUGUUAAUGUUGCAGCAAACAAAGACGGUUUUGGUGACAAAAAAAGCCCAUUUCCUCUUCUAGGAUCAUUAAGACAUGCUGUGUGAGGUAUUCCAGUGGCCUGCACAGAACCCUCACUACAAUCCCACUGAACACCUUUACCAUGCAUUGAAACGUCACUAGCUCUUCAGGCUUUCUCAUCCAACAUCAGUGCCCAAGUACACAGAUAGAUACUAUUUUGACUGAAUGGGCUCAAAUUUGUAAAGACACACUCCUAGAAACUAAUUAUACAAGGUUUUGGAAGAGUGGAGGCUGCUCUAGCAACAACUGGGAGUCCAACUGGUUAUUAAUGUCCAUAUUCAUAUAGAUGUGAUGGUCAGGUGUAUCCUAACACAUGUAGCAUUUUGUUUUAUUUAAUUCCACAUUGCUACAAUUAAUCUACAUGUUACUGUUAGCAGUCGAAUUUGCUCAUCAGCCCAUCAACACUGGUUUUGUUAGAUUGCUGCUCCAACAUGUAACAUUAUUUUGUCACCCCCCCCCCCAUUUAAUUUACUGAUUUCUUCACAUAUUGUGUUCAUAUACAGGCAGCAACAAAGCACAUUGCUAGGCAUAGCCCUAGGCAUAACAUUAUGACCAUUAUGGCCAAAUAUUGUGUUGGUCCCCCUUUCGAGGCACGGACUUCACUAGAUCCCUGAAGGUGUGCUGUGGCACCAAGAGGUUAGCAGCAAAUCCUAGUAAGUUCUGUAAAUUGCAAGGUGGGGGCAUCCAUGGCCUCCAUACUUACAGGACUUAAAGGAUACCUUUGAUAGAUACUGACCAUUGCAGACCGGGAACACCCCAUAAGAGCUGCAGUUUUGGAGAUGCUCUGAUCCAGUCGUCUAGCCAUCACAAUUUGGCCAUUGUCAAACUCGCUCAAAUCCUUACGCUUGCCCAUUUUUCCUGCUUCUAACACAAAUUGUUCACUUGCUGCCUAAUAUAUCCCACCCACUAACAGGUGCCAUGAUGAGGAGAUAAUCAGUAUUAUUCACGUCACCUGUCAGUGGUCUUAAUGUUAUGCCUGAUCGGUGUAUAAUUAAAUAAAUAACAUCUCAGUGUUUCAUUCUUCCUUAACUACAGCAGCAUUCCAACCAUUACAUUUGUUCUGUUGAUUAAAGAAUGAGAUAUUAUAGAGUUUUUUUUUUUUUUUUGUAGUUAAAUGUAACUGUGAGGAAAAGUCCUUUCUGUGAUCGCUCUCUCCUUAGCUUUUCUUUACUCUGUCUUGAAAUUGAUUAGAAGGAAGCGAAAGCCACAUAGCCUGGAAAGCCGCUUUACCGUUCCAAAGCCCUGACACUAGAGACUCCUUCCAUCAAAUCUCCUUCCAUAAACACUUCCUUACUUCAGCAUAAUGAUGAAAAUUUUGCAUAACAUAUUAGACAGUCACACCAAGACUGGGUGUCAGACAAAAGCAACUUACCUGUGCAUGUCCAUUUUCUUUUCUGCCUUCACUGUAUGUCGAUGUCCUGAGCAAUCUGACCAUGACUGUGUACCACAUGAGGAUUUCAGAUGCUUUUCAGUCCAAUCACUACAACUGUUCUCAUGUCAAUAACGUAGCCCCCCACUCACAAAAAA
Messenger RNA from Hemibagrus wyckioides, 6633 nucleotides. It is a transcript of the gene thoc2, whose product is annotated as THO complex 2. The record is from RefSeq and is a predicted model, not a curated record. Gene Ontology annotation, biological process: mRNA export from nucleus; mRNA processing. Bases 54 to 4712 code for a protein of 1552 amino acids. Lineage: Eukaryota; Metazoa; Chordata; Actinopteri; Siluriformes; Bagridae. The transcript is spliced from 39 exons. Gene Ontology annotation, molecular function: mRNA binding. Gene Ontology annotation, cellular component: THO complex part of transcription export complex.